Molecule: messenger RNA, 240 nt
Organism: Desarmillaria tabescens
Lineage: Eukaryota; Fungi; Basidiomycota; Agaricomycetes; Agaricales; Physalacriaceae
Exons: 5
Coding region: 1-240 (79 amino acids)
Source: RefSeq, a predicted model, not a curated record
AUGAAGACUCUCGUUUUGACAACUUUCAUCUCCGUCCUUGUCGUGCCAAACGUCUUGGCCUCCCCGUCUGUUACUAGGGACGAGUCUCCCGCGGUUGGGGCACCGUCAUCUACACCGUUGCUUGGUGGCGGGUUUGUCUCUCAGGUACAAUGUGCGGAGGACUUGAAGUGCUGUCCAGUGCCAUACCUGUCUGACUACCUGACUUGCCAGACGGAGUGUGCUGAUUUGAAGGAGGCUUAG